Helicoverpa armigera (cotton bollworm) is the source of this 1152-nucleotide messenger RNA. RefSeq names its product venom protease-like. Gene Ontology annotation, biological process: proteolysis. NCBI's taxonomy places the organism in Eukaryota, Metazoa, Arthropoda, Insecta, Lepidoptera, Noctuidae. Bases 1 to 1152 code for a protein of 383 amino acids. Gene Ontology annotation, molecular function: serine-type endopeptidase activity. The record is from RefSeq and is a predicted model, not a curated record. The transcript is spliced from 10 exons.
AUGGUGUAUUCUGAUGAUAAUAUAGAGUGUGAGAUCAAGAAGACUGGAGAAAAAGGAAUUUGUCUAAAUUUUAACGAGUGUCGGACUGCUAUAAGGGAUCUACAGUUAAAGAUACAUCCACAGAUUUGUUCUUUCAACGGAACAUCGAAAAUUCCUUCAAUCUGCUGUUUGGGACGAUCUUUAAGUUCACGAUUUAUUCCUGAUGAGCCUCUGGUUCCAGUAGAAAGAACUCGGAAUGAAACUUGUGGCAAGAUAAAUUUUAGGAGGAGAGAGCCCACUGGGAAAAUAGUUGGACAAAAAGCUUGGGAGAAAUGCCUGGAAUAUCAGUCGAAGAUCGAGCUUCCCUGCUACAAAGGAAGAACAGUAUCUUCUCCCUACUGCGGUCAGCAGUUAGGGACUCAGAGAGCUGGUGGCAUCAACGCCGAUGAACAUGAGUUUGGACAUAUGGCUCUCCUGGGCUACGGGAAGAACUUCAGCGAGGCCACGUUUGGUUGCGGCGGCUCCCUCAUCAGCGAGAGCUUCGUGCUCACGGCGGGACACUGCACAGCCACCAGGACACAACAAAACGUAACAUUUGCUGUGUUUGGUGUACUUCAACGACAGGACGUACCAAAAGUAUUGCCUGAAAAUAUUCGACAGUUCAAAAGGAUUGUGAAACAUCCUCAUUUCAAACCACCUUCUGUAUACCAUGAUAUCGCUCUUCUGGAGUUGGAUACACCAAUCCAGCUAAGCUACAAGGUGCGACCAGCGUGUCUCCACGUUGGCAAUGACAUCCAUGAUAUCAGAGCAUACGCCACGGGAUGGGGGGCUCUGGGUCAUAGGGGACCUAACGCUGAUGUUCUUCAGAAAGUACCUCUUUGGAGGGUAAAGAACGAGGUUUGCAAGACCAAAUAUCCACAUCACAGGGUGGCUAUCAGAGGUUAUGAUAACACCACACAGAUGUGCUAUGGAGACGAUGGUAUACCACGAGAUACUUGCAAGGGUGACAGCGGAGGACCUCUUCAAAUAUCAAAUGAAGAUGUAUAUUGUACCUACCUGAUAGUUGGAGUGACUUCUGUGGGGCUCAGCAAUUGUGCGCAAGUCGGGUUCCCGGGUUUGUACACCCGGGUGGCUCAUUAUGUUCCGUGGAUUGAAAGUGUGGUUUGGCCUUAG